ACCUGGCCAACGUUUGUGUUUUCUGAUGUACUUCCAGUCGUACAGUGUCGGUUUCCACCACUUGGAGUGCUGUUAGAUACCAUAACCUUGAGUUGUUGCACUUUGGUUACUCCGGUAAUACAGUAGUAUGUCUUCGGCUGCGGGCCACCCUCCUGUAGCUCCGCGGCUACUCACUUAGCUCCGUUAGCCGCUAAUGAGCGCACACGGCGGUUGCUUCUCGGCCUCGGAAUGCCUCGGAGAAAGAAAAACGACCAGAGCCCAGCGAGGCUCCCCGGCGGGCCGCCAGAAGGGGGGAACCUCGGUCACAACUCGGGUUACCCACUACCUCAGCUGAACGAGAGGGCAAUGGCGAGCAACUUUCCAGCCAGCGCGUCCGUGUCCGGCGCCGACAAGGAGAAGAUGGUCAAAAGCAUGCAGGAGAUGUUCUCACACCUGGACCCCGAAGUUAUUUACAUCGUGCUCUCCGAGUGCGACUUUAAAGUUGAAAAUGCGAUGGACUCUCUCCUGGAGCUCUCCGUGGCAGCAGAAGAUGCAGCCCCGAUCCCUCCUCCUGUUUCUGGCUUUGAGCGCACUGCUGCAGCCCUGCUCAGUCCGAGUCACUUUUCUAAACCAGCAGCGGACCCAGACUCCUCCAAACCAUUGCAGCAGCCUUCAUCUCCUCCCUCCACAAACCUCAUGACAGAAGAGCUGGACCUGCUUGUUGAUCAGGAGCUACAGACACUAACCGCACUGCAAGAUCUAAAGGAGGAGCACCACAACAGCAAGUAUUUAUCUGCUGAUGCAUCCCUUUCCUCUUUCCCUCCACCACCUGUCCCUCAGCAGGCCCUCCCUGAGCUGCUUCAGUCCAGCCUGGAGCCUGGAUUCAGAGGGCCCUCUGCCAAGCAGCCGGGCCCAGUGGGAGGCUUGUCUGGAGCUUCCUCUCCCCUCAACCAGCUCAGCACGUGGGAAGGCGACAUUGUUGAGGGGCAGCAAUCUGUCAUGGAUUUCACACACCUAAUAACAGAAACAUCUGCAGACAAGCCCAAACCUUCCCUGGACCUGGCAGCUUCAGGGCGGCCUUCAGCUUUUCAGGUAUAUAAAAAGCAAGACCCUCCCUCUGGGCUCAUGCACUCUGAUGCAAUAGUUGGUGGAGCAAGAUCUAAAGUGAACAUGCUGAAUCGGGAGCUGCUGGGCUCCCCUUGGAACCCAGAGGCCCCAGUUUUUUUGCCUCGUGUCCAUUCAAACCAGGGCCCAGCCUUCAUUACUCCUGUGGCUCAGUCGCCCUCCAACUGGCCCAGCCAGCCCAGACAUGCCUCUCCCUGGCUGAGUCAGGCCUCUGUCAGUCAGGCACCUCUCAAACCUUCGGCUACUAUUCCAAAAUCCUGGGCCGUACCUGCUGCUCUACAGGUCUCUGCUCGGUGCAACAGGCUUCGUUUAGAAGGGAAGCUGCUUGUGCUGCUUCGUGGCGCUCCAGGAUCUGGCAAGUCAACCUUGGCGAGAGCCUUGUUGGAGCAGAACCCAGGCGGAGUCAUACUCUGCACUGACGACUAUUACUACCGUAAUGGAACCUACCAGUUUGACCCCACUACCUUGGGGGAGGCCCAUGAGUGGAACCAUAAACGAGCCAGAGAGGCUUUUGAGAGGGGAACUAAACCUAUCAUCAUUGACAAUACCAACAUGCAGGUCUGGGAGAUGAGACCCUAUGUAGCUCAGGCACUAAAACAUGGAUAUAAGGUGCUGUUCAGAGAGCCGGACACUUGGUGGAAGAACAAACCCAGAGAGCUGGAGAGACGGACAACACAUAAUGUACCAGUGGAAACAAUCCGCCGCAUGCUGAAUGGAUAUGACCGCUUCGUCACAAUCCAGUCCAUUAUGGGCUCACGGAUGCCUGAGCGGAAACAGCGGCUCCUCCUGGAGAACAAAGACUCACAACUACUGUCGCCUGAAACACCUUGUCCCGACCUCGUAGAUCAGCCUGGAUUGAGCGACGGAUUCAAAAAGUCUCGUCCUCAGCUGUUUUCCUCCCUCCCAGAUGUAUCAUCUGUUGGUCGCUCUGGAGAGGUAGAAAUGCUGGAGGAUGGCAUCCACAAAUCCACCGAAUCGCUUAAUGUCCAACUCAGUGACAAAUGUACGGACAACCCUGAAAUUUCUAAUGGGGACAACUUUGAUUUAGGGGACUUAGAUUCUGAGCUGGACGACCAGUUGAACCACCUGACUCAUCCAAAUGGAGACCAGAAAAUCCCGGACUGCAUUGUGGAAUCAGUGAUGAAUGAAGAUUCAUGGGGAGCUGAAAUGCCUGUUGCUUUCUCUGAAUCUAUUGGACAGAGAGUGAGGAGAGAACGGCCAAGCAGGAGGUCGUGUUUUGACAACAUGGAGCCUGCAGACCUUGUAAAAGAUACUAACCAGGCAGACAACGAGGCAAAGGAGAAAGAAAGGACAAAGGAAGAGGAACCAGAAGGGCCUGAGUUAGUAACACACAUGAGUGAGAAGAGAAUGCAUGAGAUGUUGAAUUUUGUGGGAGACUGGCCUUCUGAAGGGUCUCUUGAACAACGACAGGUGAGAAAACGAGAAACCCAAAACGAAGUACAUGGGAGUAAAGAUGAAGAUGCAUCUCAAGACGACAACAACCAUAAACAUAAAACAGUGAGCACACACUCGGGCCCUGGUAUAACCGAGUUUCAGAAGCUUCUUGAUCUUAUCCAGACUGGUGUAGUCGCAACUGAGACCAGCUCUUCCCGCUCAUGCUCCAUUUCACCAAGUUCUGGAGAGGAAUUGGAGAAAGAGGAUGAGGCAGGUGGCUGGCUUGAGGAAUCCCAUGGCGGUAGAUCUAACAGGGAGGAGAGAAAACUAAACAAUAACAGGAAUAACAUCAGCAGAGGGGAAUUACCUGACUGUGUGUUAGACUGGAAGGCAGCUGACCCUUGUGUUGUCAGAGAACUAAGAAUUGAUGAUUGGGAAGGACUUAGAAUUGAAAAUGAAGCAAGUACUCUCACAGAAAGGAAUGUUACUGUCCCAGAGAUUGAUAAAGAAUCUGUGGAUUUGCAAACACCCAAUGCAGAAAAUCCUUUUCCAGCUCUUUUUGAGAGGACUAUGGACAUACCCCCCAGUAUUGAAGGUGAAGGUGGAACAAAUGUGGACAGCUGCACAGAGAAUGGCAGAGAAACUAAAACUGAGACUGAUGGCAGCCAUAUUAGUGACACGGGUCAGAGUACUGUGUGUGAGGGCUCUGUGGAAACAGAAAGUAGUCCCUUUAGUCAGGAGAAGAAGCAGCGUCAGGGUCGAAGAUCAGGGAAGCAGUGCAAGCUAGCCCUCACUUUCACUCAAAACUGCCCUGAUUCCUUAUUGAACACUCUGGACAGUUCCAAUACCACAGCUCAAGACAGUAGUCAGAUUAGCAUCAACUCAGAUGUCAAACACUACUUUAAUCCUAACACUAGUCUUGACCUCAAGCCAAACUUUGAGUCCAAAUCUGAGACACACCCGCAGGAGGCUUCCCCUCUUCCUCUAGUGGACACAGGUUGCUUCACUCAGACAGAACCUCAAGACUUUGCCUUUCUUUGGCGUCUCAAUCGGACAGACAGCCCCGAUGAUGCGGUUGUCAGUGCAGGCAGCCACUCCAGCAGCAUCAAGGUCGCAUCAGGCGACUCUUCUCGUUUUGUGCCGGAGCGCUCCUCUGCUGUUUCUGCAGCAGUUGCAGUUCACCCGUCUGGCCACAGAGAGGUACCCUACCGUGUGGUGCAUGAGAAAGGCACACAGGUGGAGGAGAGAGAGCUUGGAGUAACUCAAGACCGGCUUGAGAGCCUGCGCAUUCUCAGUCGCCAUUUUAAACUAGUGAGUUUUGACACAUUAGAAGACCUGUAUGACAAAUGUCAUCAGGACUUAGAGUGGACCACCAACCUGCUGCUGGACUCUGGAGAGAGGUUCUUUCGAGAUGAGGAUGGUGAAGGGGAGGAGGAUGGUGUAGUUGAUGAAGAUGACCACGACGCAUCCAGUCUUCGUGCAGCUUUAUCCAAGGCUGCAGAAACCAGUUCAUGUCCUAUUGUAUUCGAUCAGCAUCAUCCUGAAGACUGGCCAAUGAGAGAGACAACUGUGAAUGAGGAGGAAACCCAGCCGUCCACCUGUGAGACAGCUACAGCGUCUAAUGAGAGCACCAGUAAUAUUGAUGUGUCUAGUUUUGGAGGUGUAGCUAUUUCAGUUACAAACACAGAUCAUCCUGAUACAACCUCAGACUUAGAAACAUAUCCACAAGCAGAACCUAACUUGCCUAAAGCAGUAAAGGAAGGAGAGCAAUCUGACAACACCGAACACAGAGUGAUAUCUGAGCUUGACCUUGAAGGUGGAGCUUGGGGUGGGAGCUUGGAUAAUGGAGUCAUAAUUGAAGAGUCAAGAAUUGAGACUGAGGACGACAUUGCCAGCUUGGAUGAGGUCAACCGCCUGCUGCUGGCUGAGCUGGAAGAAUUGGAGAGAAAGAAAAAUAAGAGGAAAGAGGAGAGAAGAAGUCAACAUCUGAGUAUUCAGAGUGUGGAGCUGAAACUACCCACUGAGCUGGCAUUACAGCUCACUGAACUGUUCGGUCCUGUUGGAAUAGACCCAGGUACCUGCUCAGCCGAUGACUACACAGUGCAUAUGGACCUGAACCUGGCUAAACUGCUCCACCAGAAAUGGAAGGAAACCAUCCAGGAAAAGCAAAGACAAGCAACUCUUUCCUUUCACCUACUGCAGGAAAGUUCGACACACUGGGGUGACUCACAGGUGGACAAACCUGGAGCACAAGACCGGACACUGCCAGCCAAUUUUCUGAUGAACACGGAUGGUUAUAUGUCACUGGACAACCAGCCAGACGCCUUUGGCUGGAUGCCGCUCAUGGACCACUGGAAUGCGUCCCGUCCACAUGUGUCUCUUCGAGAUAUUAUAAAAGAGGAACAGGCUUUGCAGGAGAACGUAAAGAAGACCAGACAAAGUCGUGGAGAACUUGACCGACGUGAUGGAGCCACGUUGUUGAAAGAGAACCAGCUGUACUCCCUGUUCCCUGCCAUUGACAGGCAUUUUCUCCAGGACAUCUUCAGAGACCACAAUUACAGCCUGACCCAGACAGAGCUGUUUCUACGCUCUUUACUCGACGAGGAACCUGUGAAGACGGUAGUUGCCCCAGAAGCUCCUCGGGCUGACCACCACAGAGCAGCCAGCAAGGAGAGGGAAAAGAGGCAGAAGCCCAUGGAAUCAGCUGUACCAAACUACCAAGACAGAGAGGACCCCGAGUAUGAAGACUUCAGGGCCGAGGCCAGCCUUCAGAGAAGUCGACAGCUCGAGAGCUUCACGAAGGCUGCCGAGGCCUACAAGCAGGGGCGCAGAGAAGUGGCCUCAUUUUACGCACAGCAGGGGCACUUGCAUGGCCAGCGGAUGCGUGAGGCCAAUCACCGUGCAGCAGUUCAGAUUUUUGAGAGGGUCAACUCAUCGCUGCUGCCCAGAAACAUCCUGGACCUCCACGGGCUGCAUGUAGACGAGGCCCUAGAACAUCUGGCCCAGGUCUUACAGGACAAAAGCACAGAUUGCGAACAGGGUCUGUGUCGACCUCAGCUCUCUGUCAUCACAGGAAGAGGGAACCACAGCCAGGGGGGCGUGGCCCGCAUCCGCCCCGCCGUUAUAGACUACCUCACCAACAAACACUACAGGUUCACUGAGCCAAAGGCAGGCCUUGUGUUGGUCUCUUUGAAGUGAAAAAGAACCUGUUUUUUGGAUUCAAACUAAAGCUGCUGUGGAGGACAACUCUCUUUAUCCGUCAUUCUCCACGUCUGCGAUGCCAAACUACAAUUUUACAGUGUAUACAGCGUGAUAGCCGAUGUGUGUCUUACUUCUGUUUGUCAGUUUUGGUAGUUUUUUUUUUGCUCAUCCUGUCUCUCUUUCUUUGUCUAUAAACCCCCAGAUUUGUAACGGCUGGUUAAACUGAGGCUAUAUUCAGUUCAGAUUUUAAUGUUUAAUAUUUUUUUUUUCGGUGUUUAUGGAAAAGGACUGCAUUAGUGUGAAACAAAAAAAGGAUAUUUUUCUGCAUCUGUAAAGUGAGAAUACAAGUAUACUGUAUUGUAUAUUUAAAAAUAUUUUAGUGUACAUUUGCCUGUAUGUAUUUUAAAGAGUGAAAAGCUCCUGUGUCUGGCAGGCUCCCUGUUAAAUAAGUUAUUUAAUCAUUUCAACAUUUAAUAAUCUGGAGUCAUGUUUAAGACACACUGUAAAUAUUUUAUGCAACUUAAUUUGAUGAUCGCUUGCUGCCUGCUCGAAAGUUUGUGUUUCUCUCUUCUGCUUUUUUGAGACAUAAUUUAAGCAUUGUGUUUGGUGUUAGUUAUACAUUUACUGUUUCGCCACCACAAAGCCAAAUGCAUAGAAAGAAACAACACCCGUCUGAAACUCCACAGAUAAUCAAAGGCCAUUAACCUCAUCAGUUUUAACCUCCACUGUGACACUCUUCGACGUCUUCGCAGCUGCUUCUGCAACGCAUUCCUGUUCGUUUACUUUUGCAUGAGUCCAAACAAAGUUUAGCUGCUAAUAUAUUGAUACUGAAACUCAGGUGACACUUGAAUAAUUCUAAGUUUUCGUCUCUUUCGAGACCAGUUGAUUGUUUCUAGCCUGGUAGCUUUUUAAAAACACAAUGUGCCAAAUUUUGCUACAUUAAUUUUGUAGACUUCAAAUAUCUUCUGUUUUUUCUACCAGUGUAAUAUUUUUUCAUAAAAUGCAACAACAGUGUUGACAGAUUUCACUGACUGUACAUAAUGUUAUGAGCACAUGAAAUCUGAAAAAAUAUGUAUUUUUUACAGUAAUUUGUUGGUAAGGUUUUACAGAGCAUAUAAUAUGGUGGAAUAAAAUCCUAUUUGUUUACAGUU
This is a messenger RNA of Stegastes partitus (bicolor damselfish), 6851 nucleotides long. RefSeq names its product NEDD4 binding protein 2 (gene n4bp2). The record is from RefSeq and is a predicted model, not a curated record. Bases 229 to 5697 code for a protein of 1822 amino acids. NCBI's taxonomy places the organism in Eukaryota, Metazoa, Chordata, Actinopteri, Pomacentridae. Gene Ontology annotation, cellular component: nucleus. Gene Ontology annotation, molecular function: endonuclease activity; ubiquitin binding. The transcript has 16 exons.